Messenger RNA from Argiope bruennichi, 1491 nucleotides. RefSeq names its product U3 small nucleolar RNA-interacting protein 2-like. The coding region runs from base 111 to 1481 and encodes 456 amino acids. The transcript has 14 exons. Lineage: Eukaryota; Metazoa; Arthropoda; Arachnida; Araneae; Araneidae. Gene Ontology annotation, molecular function: protein binding; snoRNA binding. Gene Ontology annotation, cellular component: small-subunit processome. The record is from RefSeq and is a predicted model, not a curated record.
CCUUACCACGCGAUUUUUACGAAUUUCCCAUGUGCCAGAUUCUAUAAGAUUUUGUUGAUCGUGUGUUUAUUUUACAAAUUUAAUAAUUUUGGUUUUAAACUAAAAUAGCUAUGCCAAGUAAUUUUUUCUUAAGAAAGAAAGCCAAAUCUGCUUCAACAAAAAGAAAAAAGGAUGAUGCAGAUGUUUCUAAUAAAAAGAAAAAACAUGAAAAGAUUAAGCCAAGUCAAGAAGAAAUCUCAAGUGAUGAAGAUGAUAGUGGACAUGAUCCUGGCUAUCCUGAAGAAUCAUCAAGUGAAGAGGAAACCGAGCAAGAAAAGAAACUGAGGCUUGCAAAAAAAUAUAUUGCUAAAAUAGAAGAGGAAGAACGUGAAAAAAAUUCUCUUGAUGAUACUAGAGAAGCGGUGGCUCAAAGGUUGAAAGAAGAAGCUUUAGAAGAAGCUGGGCGUUUGCUAAAGAAAAAAGCUCAUGAGUAUGAAAAUGUUGUUCCUGAACCAGCAGCCAUUUUUAGGGGGCAUAAAUUAAGUAUAACAGCUUUAGCUAUGUCAACUUCUGAAAAAUUUUUCUUUAGUGCUGCGAAAGAUUGUUUUAUUAUAAAAUGGAGUACAGAAGAAAAGAAAAAAUUAAAAGCUAUACCUUGUGUCAAGAAGGGCACUGAUGAAACAAAGCCUGGACACUCCGGCCACAUACUUUCUUUAGCUUUGUCAUCUGAUGACAAAUUUCUGGCAUCGGGUUGCAGUAAUAAUAUUAUCAAUAUAUGGAAUCCUGAAACAUUGGAACAUUUGAAAACAUUCAAAGGUCAUAAAGGAGCUAUUACUGGUCUUGUCUUUCAAAGAAAUACACAUCAACUCAUUAGCUCAUCUAGUGACAGAUCAUUAAAAUUAUGGAAUCUUGAUGAAAUGGGAUACGUCGAGACUUUAUUUGGUCAUCAAGAUGAAAUACAUGGAAUUGAUUGUUUUAUUGGAGAGAAUGUUGUCACUUGUGGUGGACGAGAUAAUACCGUCAGAAUAUGGAAAAUUGCGGAGGAGUCCCAACUUGUUUUUCAAGGCCAUGGAGCCUCCAUCGAUUGUGUUGCAGUGUCUAGUUUUCAAAGUUUUGUAUCUGGUGGAGAUGAUGGAUCAUUACUUCUUUGGGGUACACAAAAAAAGAAACCCAUGUCUAAAAUAACAUUGGCCCAUGGAGAAGACCAAGAAUCUGAAGUGCCUAACUGGAUUGUUUCUGUAGCUUCUUUGCAAAACACAGAUCUUGUUGCCUCAGGCUCCAAAGAUGGAUUCAUUAGAUUAUGGAGGCGAGAUGAUGAUACUCAUACACUUGUCCCCAUUUCUAGAAUACCAGUAGAAGGAUUUGUAAAUAGUAUGAAAUUUUCCCCAUCUGGAAAGUACCUAAUAGCUGGAAUAGGUCAAGAGCAUCGUUUAGGUAGAUGGUGGAGAAUAAAAGAAGCUAAAAAUUCAAUAGUUUUAUAUUCAUGGCCAAAUAAAAGUUAAUAUUGUAAAA